Molecule: messenger RNA, 1116 nt
Organism: Acytostelium subglobosum LB1
Lineage: Eukaryota; Evosea; Eumycetozoa; Acytosteliales; Acytosteliaceae
Exons: 2
Coding region: 1-1116 (371 amino acids)
Biological process (GO): formation of cytoplasmic translation initiation complex; translational initiation; formation of translation preinitiation complex
Cellular component (GO): cytosol
Molecular function (GO): eukaryotic initiation factor eIF2 binding; GDP-dissociation inhibitor activity; translation initiation factor activity
Source: RefSeq, a predicted model, not a curated record
AUGCAAGUCCUCCAGACCAAGGUGGAGGGCAAAGGAAACGGAAUCAAGACUGUAGUUUUGAACCUUCCAGCAGUUGCACGUGAUCUAGAUCGUGCUCCAGAGUACAUUACCAAGUUCUUUGAGAUUGAGUUGGGCUCACAGACCAACAUUGAGAGUGGCAAAUACAGUGUCAAUGGAGAUCAUACCACUGAGACAUUGGCCAGAGUGUUGGACACAUUCAUUACAAGAUAUGUCCUCUGCGGACAUUGCAAGAACCCAGAGACAAAGUUCAUUAUCAAGACCAAGAACAUGGAUCUAAAGUGCGCCGCUUGUGGAAACAAGACCGCCUUGGAUCUAAAGUCCAAGAUGAGUGGCUUCAUCCAGAAGAACCCACCAAAGGCAUCAAAGUCCUCAAGAAGCAAGACUACCGCUGACGAGGCAACCUCAAAGCCAUCGUCCAAGGAUUUCAAGAAGCAGAAGGAGGAAGAGGAGGACGACGAGGAGUGGUCCGUUGACGUCUCGGAGAAGUCUGUUGAGGAGAGAAAGUUGAAGGCCAUCGGCCAAUCGACUGCCGUUGUCAUGGCCAUGAUGGACAUUGGUGACGUCGAUGAGACCGACCCAGUGGCCUACAUGACUGCAAUGCUCGUGUCGGAGCAGGAGUUCAUCAACAACCUGGACACCAUCAAGGAGAAGUUCUCUCUUCCAAGAAGCUAUGAUGUCUCAAGAAUCGCCAUUGAGGCCAUCGGAAACAAGUCGGCUGCCAACAUCAUCAACGCCAUCAAGAACAGAAAGGCAUUGUUGAGGACCAUCGUCAAGAAGAAGGAUGGACAAUAUGGAGCAAUUCUUGGCAUUGAGCAGAUGUGCGGCAAAGACGAGACUCUGCUCAAGAGCCUUGUGUCCUUGUUCAAGAUCCUCUAUGACGAUGAUAUCAUCAGCGAGGAGGCCUUCCUCAAGUGGGAUGACAAGACCAAGGUCAAGGAUGUCAAGAAGGCUGCUGCGCCCUUCAUUCAGUGGUUGAGAACUGCUGAUGAGGAGGAAGAGGAAGAGGAUGAGGAAGAGGAGGAAGAGGAGGAAGAGGAGGAAGCCGAAGAGGAGGAAGGUGAAGGCGAGGAAGAGGAGGAGGAAGAGGAUGAGUAG